Molecule: messenger RNA, 3784 nt
Organism: Aaosphaeria arxii CBS 175.79
Lineage: Eukaryota; Fungi; Ascomycota; Dothideomycetes; Pleosporales
Product: DUF726-domain-containing protein
Exons: 3
Coding region: 155-3607 (1150 amino acids)
Source: RefSeq, a predicted model, not a curated record
CCAAGGCUGGAAGAGACCUCGGCCCAGCCGUCGCAUCGUCGCAACAGUUCCAUUCACAUCCCUAAUCUCGUGCAGACGACCUUCUUCUUUUUCCCCCCAACACCCUCGAACCUCUUCAACAUAUAGUCGCAGUUUACACCCUCCUGCGACCACCAUGUCAGAUAAACCCUCUGCCCCAGCGUGGCAACGCGCUCAAUCGUCCGAUUCAGAAGAAGCAUCAUCGCCAGUCACAAGCUCGGAACAACACCCGACUUCGGAGAAAGAGGAGAACGAGAAUCCAGCAACAGACACAGUAGACGCAGUAGACGCAGAGGGCACAUCAGAAGCAGAGUCAGCGUUACCUGCAUCAUCGGAGCCCUCAGAAGAAAGGCACGAGGCAGCAGGAGAGAGUCAGUCACUACUCGAUCAAGCCUCUCGAUUCCUGGAAGAUCCUACCAUCCGGGAGGCGCCUCGGGAGAAGAAGAUUGAGUUCCUGCAGUCCAAGGGCUUCAGUCAAGAGCAUAUCCAGAAGCUAUUGGAGACGCAAGAAAACAAUGAUGCCCUAUCUAAAUUGACAACAGACGGGGAGAGAGCAUGGCCAUCGGCUCUUCCAAAACCAGCCGCGUCGACCUCACGCCCUCCACCCCAGACGCGCGAUAUCCCGCCCAUCGUUACGUAUCCAGAGUUUCUUACGCCAUCGACCAAACCACCACCCCUAAUCACGACUCAACGACUGGUCACCACCGCCUAUGCCGCUGGAGGCAUUGCCGCUACAAUGUACGGCCUAGCCAAAUUCAUCAUUGCUCCUAUGACACACAACCUUGCCGAAUCGCGCCAGGAAUUUGCCUCACACACGAAUGAUAAGUUGAACGAGUUGAAUACACGGUUGCGGGAGGUUGUUUCAGAAGAUCCCGCACUGAAGCCAAAGCCCAAUGUGACAGACAUCGUCGAUGACAUAUCCGAAGCGGAUUCCGACCCUACGGAGCUUUUCCAUCGCGAUUUUGGCACGCAGACUUCGCCAUCAUUAUCCCGCAGGGCUUCGGUCUCUUCAUCUGACGUUGAAAAGUCUGUCGUGGAUGGACAUGAAAAGAGAAUGAAGAUCAUAACAUCCCAUCUACAAGAGCUUUCAGCGACCCGUUCAAACGACGCCGCAGCAUCGGAUUCCUUGAAGACUAAACUGACAGAGCUCACUAGCUACCUUCAAGAUAUGAGCUACCAGAGUCAGUAUUAUUCGAACAUUGGGGGAUUGUAUGGCAGCACGUACGGCAUGCCGAAAACAAAAGAUGGAAAGGAUGAUCAAAUAGAGGUACUGAAGGGUGAUAUUAGAGCAGUCAAGGGUGUGUUUUUAAGUGCUAGGAAUUUCAAUCCACCACGUGCGACUGGCAAACUUGUACUCAAGAAAUACCGAAACUGCAUCUCUUGUAUUUUCCUAGGGAUCCAGCAUUCGCUCUUCAAUAUGAGCUUCGCGUCACACUUGCCUUUUGGCAAGUCUAAAUCGACCGAGCACAAAGAUGAAGCUUCCCUUACAACUCUCCUCGAUGCAGACCAAUGCGCUGAGCUGACUUUUCUGAUCGCCACAAUCACGGCCACGAUGAGGAAAUCGCUCCUAGAUACUUUCACUGCCGAAGAGUAUCAAACAUCCCCAAAAUCCUCUAACAUAUCAGAAGAGGAAGCCUUGAAAGCUGCAACGUCACAUCCGGGAGAUGUUGAUGUGGAAAAGGAGGACAAGCUUAAGAAAGAGAGAAUGGAUCGUGAGGAAGAUGCAAAGAAAGAAUUGGCAAAACCGGAAGUGCAAGAUCUCAAAAAGGAGAUGCUGAAAUACUUUGAUGAAUGGCGAGGUCGAGUCAUUCUUCGAGUCGGUGAAAUUGUGAACUCACGGGAAGAGGCCAACAGGCAGAGCAAAUCUGUCAACGACGUAGAGGUAGAACAAGGUGUCAAACGUCAAGAUACUGGACUCAAGAGCAUUGCUACCAUCGACGACGAGGGCGAAGAUGAAGACGCUGUGUUCAAGGAGCUUUACCCUCCCAUUUCAUCAACAUUGGCUCAAAUGGACGAAAGCAAACGAGCGCUUGUUCUACACUCACUUGUCUUGAUCCUUCUAAGCUUGGAACACUAUUCAGGUCACUCAAGACUUCUUCUCCUUCAUCUCUGCAGCUCGUUACAACUCAAGUUGAGCACCCUAAAGAAAGACGAAGAAACAAUAGCAAGAGGCCUCCUUGAAGCUGCCAACCAGCAGCUCAAUGCUGAUGCCGAGACCCAGAAAGCCAAUGCUGAAGCUUCGUCUUCUCGAAAAUGGAAGGUCGGUUUGGCUUCUGUAGGCGGCGCUGCAUUGAUUGGAAUAACUGGUGGUCUUGCUGCGCCUUUCCUUGCCGCAGGUAUAGGAACCGUAAUGGGCGGGCUUGGGCUUGGAGCUACUGCAGCCGCUGGAUACUUAGGGACUCUGGCCAGUUCUUCGGUUCUCGUUGGUGGCCUCUUUGGUGCGUACGGAGCACGCAUGACCGGCAAGGCAAUGGAUGACUAUGCAAGGGAGGUCGAAGAUUUUGGAUUUAUUCCUAUCCAUCAUUCCCACCGUCCACGUAAACUGGAAAAAGAGUUCCGACGCCUUCGAAUUGCCAUUGCUAUCUCGGGAUGGCUCACAGCCAAGGAGGAAGUUGUGGUUCCAUGGCGCUAUCUAAAUCCAACUGUAGAAGGGUUCGCGCUUCGAUGGGAACUGGAGACGAUGCUCAAACUCGGAAAUUCAAUGGACAGUUUCGUAAAAAGCGCAGCAUGGAGCAUUGCUAAGGGUCAAAUCAUCAAAAGAACCGUCUUUGGCGCAUUGUCUGCCGGACUAUGGCCAUUAGGCCUUCUCAAAGUCAGCUCCGUACUAGACAACCCUUUCUCGGUUGCCAAAUACCGGGCUGAUAGGGCUGGCGAAGUCCUUGCAGAUGCGCUCAUCAACAAAGUCCAGGGUGAAAGACCAGUUACCUUGAUAGGGUACUCGCUCGGGUCGCGCCUGAUUUACACUUGUCUUCAGACACUGGCCAAACGGAAAGCAUUCGGCCUCAUCGAGAGCGUGGUCUUUCUUGGAACGCCCGCACCAUCUGAUGCCGCUGACUGGCGUAAGAUCCGCAGCGUAGUCUCUGGCCGCGUAGUGAAUGUCUUCUCCACGAAUGACUAUAUUCUAGCCUUCUUGUACCGCACUUCUUCGAUUCAGCUCGGUAUUGCUGGUCUUCAGCCAGUAUUGGGGGUCCAUGGUGUCCAGAACGUCGAUGUGUCUGAGCUCGUCAACGGCCACUUGAGAUAUAGAUAUCUCACCGGUUCAAUCCUCAAGAAGAUUGGUUUCGAGGAUAUCGACAUCAAGGAAGUCGAACGCGAGGAAGAGGAGAUGCGUGUGGUAGAAGAGAUGGAGCGCAAAGAGCGGGAGAAGAAGGAGAAAGGGGCAAAAAGCGAGGACGAGGAAGCGAGAGAUCUGGAGAAUGAAGUCAAGAAGAGGAAUGAACAAAGCACUAUGGAUUGGGCGAUGGAGAAGAUGAAACUUGGCAGUAUCUGGGGAGGCCGUGGUAAUGGGGAGAAGACCGAAGCAGAGCAAAUGGCACAGAAGGAAAAGGAGAUCCAACAGCGCGAGAAAGUAGGUAGUACGAAGAACUAAGUGAGUAUCGUCGAAACUCACAAGGCGUCAAAUCUCAUCGGCGUUUAUGACAUUUACCACUCGAGGUUGCACCUAGAAUAUUGCAAUACAUUUAGCGAGUGCUUUCGAAUUGUGAUCUUAGUCUUUUUUAUUCAAGUAGAAUGUCAAUUAACUAUAUUUGAGGUAUAUACCGAUGGG